Candidozyma auris is the source of this 1215-nucleotide messenger RNA. RefSeq lists its product as uncharacterized. The transcript has a single exon. Gene Ontology annotation, cellular component: eukaryotic translation initiation factor 3 complex. The record is from RefSeq and is a predicted model, not a curated record. NCBI's taxonomy places the organism in Eukaryota, Fungi, Ascomycota, Pichiomycetes, Serinales, Metschnikowiaceae. Gene Ontology annotation, biological process: cytoplasmic translational initiation. Bases 1 to 1215 code for a protein of 404 amino acids.
AUGGCCUCGGUUAUUGUCGUCGAGAACGAGAUCAAAGACUCUGUUGAGGAGUUCUCGCUGAUUGUGAACACGGUGCAACAGAAUACCGACUUCUCUGACUCCAUCAAACCCUACUUUGAUGAGAAGACCGGUCAAAUCGCCAACAAGGUCGAAUUGGCCAAGCAGAUCUCCAGCGUGGCAACGCCUGAGUUGUUAACGAAAUUGUCUGACAGAGAGUUCGAGCCUAUUUUUUAUUUGCUCGCGUACCUCAGAUCCGAGUUGGAGCAGAAGUCGUUCGAGACGCUUUUACAGAAAGAUGGUGCAUUGAUCAACCUUUUGAUCGCCUCCACGCCCAAGCAAAUGCCUUCUUUAAGAGACAGGAGGUCGCUCAAACCCACCACGGUGUUGUCGGUGUUGAACACCUUUUUCAACUUUUUGCCUGCCUCUUCCCCUACUAGAGUGUUUUUUAUUGAGUUGAUCUUGAAGAUCGUCACCGACACAGACAUCGACUUUGCAUUGAUACAGUCCGCCAUCGGGAGCCACAUAGUGCAGUGGUUAGUCGCUGCGGGUGCCUCGGAGGAUCAGAUUAAGGGUCUCUUCUGGCAAUUCAUCGCUUUAGACAAGCAGUACACAUUAAAGUCCUUGCACUUGAUAAAACAAUUUACCUCGCAGUUUUCCCUUACCUUACAGGAAUUGCAAACAAUGAUUGGGUUUGCUUUGGCGUCUCCAGAGGUGGAUGUCACUUUCUUGGUCAACAACAACGUUGCUCAGGCCAUGCAACAAAAUGCUUCUGAUGAACUCGUGAGUGUGUUUGAUAAGUACACCAAGGGAGAGUUUAUCACCUCUGUCCCUCAGUCUGUCUCCAAAAACGUCAUAAACAAGUCGAAGGUGUUGGCUUUAACGAGGUUCUUCGUUGAGAGUGAUAAUUCUGGCAAGAACACCUUCAAGUACACCGACAUCCCAAGUGAAUUGGCAUCAUCUCAAGAGGAGUUCGAGAAAUUGUUAAUCGACUCGAUCAAGGCGGGCGUAAUCGAAGGUAAAAUGAACCAGGUUGAGCAGACGUUCAACUUGGUGAGAGCUAAUAGAAUCGUGUUGGCAGGCAACAAGGAACAGCUUGCAAAGGAUUUGGACACCGUGAAGAAGGCAUUGCUUGAGUGGAGACACUCGUUAGAUAACAUCAAUGAGAUUGUGAGGGAUGCAAAGGACAGGAUUGUGAACAACAACUCUGGAAACUAA